Alligator mississippiensis (American alligator) is the source of this 2798-nucleotide messenger RNA. RefSeq names its product DAP3 binding cell death enhancer 1 (gene DELE1). NCBI's taxonomy places the organism in Eukaryota, Metazoa, Chordata, Crocodylia, Alligatoridae. The record is from RefSeq and is a predicted model, not a curated record. The transcript is spliced from 12 exons. Gene Ontology annotation, molecular function: protein binding. Bases 16 to 1509 code for a protein of 497 amino acids.
UCCUCUCUAUGGUCUAUGUUCCUUCUGCCCUCCAUUCGUCUCUUUGGUUACUACGUGGUCCAUCUAUCCGACACGUUUCCACUCUAUGCCUUUCAUCGUCUUCAGGUGCUGAAUGUUUCUAGUCCUCUCCAUGGGAUCCCACCCAUCACAAGCAGUGAGAAGUUCCAGAGCAACACCUCAAUGCACUGCACUGGAUGCUGUCUGUCUGAACAGAGCCAUUAUUUUCAGUCACCUGACUGGCACAACAGACAGCACCAAGAUGGCUGGAAACAAAAGCGUGGAAAACAUCUACUUUCUAGCUUGCUCCCUCACUACACCAUUCUUCAUUCCUUAACUUGGGGUACACUGGCUAUAUUUGCUUUGCAGUUGACAUGGCAGAUCCCAUGGCUGAGUUCUGUGCCAGUGGUAGGGAGAGAAAACAAACCACCCUGGCUGGAUAGUUUUUACUCUUCAUUGCUAUGCCAUCAGCACUCAGUGCUGGCUGCAGCUCCAGCUAACUGUCCCAGUGGCCAGAAGGGGCCAUGCUUCCUGCUGGCAAUGAUACCAGACAUAGCACCAGAGAGUCCAUCACCUGGCAUCCCUUUGGGGCAAGAAGUGGAUUGUUGCUGCUCAGAAAUGGGGGACCUCUCAUUCCCAGAUUGUUCCAGCUUCAGGCCAGCCCACUCCAGCAAACAGGUUAAGACAGCACAGCAAGAGUGCCUGAAAGAAGCUGUUUCCCAGUUGCAGCAAGUUUUCCAGGCCAACACUUCUACUGCACUCAAUAUCCUAGGGAUCAGAAGCAUAAAGGCUGGACACUACAGAGCAGCCUAUAUCUGCUUCAAGUUAGCAGCGGAUCAGGGCUACAACAAAGCCCAGUUCAACGUAGGUCUGUGUUACGAGCAUGGCAGAGGCACAAAGACUGCCCUGGGAAAGGCAGCUCUCUAUUACCGUCAUGCAGCCAGGAGUGGGCACCUCAAAGCCCAAUACCGCUAUGCCAGGUGCCUCUUACAUUAUGGGUCCAAAGCAGAAAAAGCAGACCUGCAAAAAGCAAGGACUCUUCUGGAGCAGGCAGCAGCAGCAGGGCUAAUGGAGGCACAGGCCUACCUUGGGGUACUCUACAUGAAGGGGAUGUUUCCUGCAAAGCAGAAGGCUCUGAAGUAUCUGUGGCUGGCAGCCAAGAAUGGGGAUUCCCAAAGCAGGUACCAUGUUGGUGUUUGCUAUGAAGAGGGCCUUGGAGUCCAAAAGAACUUGGCAGAAGCAGUGAAUAAUUACCAGCAAUCAGCUGCUGCAGGAAACAGGCUUGCUUGGGGGAGAGUGCAAGCCCUAGAGCAACAGUAUGCAGCCUCUGGAACCAACUGCCUAGCACCUUAUCCAAGGAUAAGAACAGUCUCCUCCAGCCCCAGCCUUUUGGUCCAUGAGCAAACUGCCCCAAAGCCUCAAGCCUCUCAAGCAGAUCGUCCUGGUCUAACUCUGUCCCACUCCUGGAGCACAGGCAGUUGUGGUGCAGCCACCAUAAGAAACCUGAGAUGAAGGCCUGCUCCGGAACACAAGAUGAAUACACUAGAUUCCUGUCACCUUGAGAAACACUCUUGGCUCUAAUCUCGGGAGAUUGUCAGGAAAAAAUCCCCUCCUUUAUGUAAGGUGUAUAAAGAGAAUAACAUUGCCCUUCUGCAGUGCCUCAGCUCUGGCAGAAGUACAGAGGAGCAGGGCAGUGCAGAGCAAGUAUAAUGAUAGAAAUGGAAAGAGGUGGAGACAUUGUGUAGAGAGGGAGAGCAGUUAGGAAAAAAAUUCUCUAUUGGAAUAGAAAUGAUCUAUAAAUAUAGCUGCUUCUAAAAUGGAGUUUCUUUGUGUGCUCUACACUCCCUUAUUGGCUUCAUGCUUCCCUGUCUACUCCCAGAAACGUGUUCUUUGCUGUUAUCCAUCCAAGCCCCAAACCUGACCAACUGCUCUUGUCCACCUGUGACCUAGCUUUAUUAUACCCCACCCCAAUCCAUGCUGAAGCUGGCACUCAGCUAUCUGGUCUGCCCCAGUCCUCUGUUCUCUUGAAAGUUCUGAUGCUAUGGCACAGCUCCUAGAAGUGUUCUUUCACCAGCACCCUUUGGCCUAUCCUUUAAAACACAAAUUACAGCAGCAGUUUUAAACUAAAUCAGUUUAAAAACAGGAUACAGACCCCAGGAUGCACUAAUCAGGUCAAAGUUGAUUCCUAUGGGUUUAGCCUAUGCCUGUUCAUUUUCUUACACAAGUUGAACAGAAACAAAUGAAGUUUAAACUGCUUUAAAACUAUCCAUACACAAAUUGUCUUGAGUUAACUAAACUAGCAUCAAAUCCCUCCCUGGAGUCAAACCACUGAAAUCCUGUAUAUAAUAUAAACCAGGCCUCUCAAAGACAGGAGCACUACCCUUGUCCUGUACUUGGUCUCAGCCUUACUGGCCUCCAUUCAGCAAAUGUGUGGCACAGCCAAGACUCUAAAGACGGUUGCAAAUUCUCUCCUUGAUCCCAAAUCUCAUACCUUCCCCCACCCAUUCUAAGCCUGCUCAGUCAAAUUGCUCUUCCUGUGUCAGGCAGUUUGCAACCAACAGAGAACUUCUUCCAGUGGACUUCUUCCACUGAUGAUAACCUAGGGCUAUUCCUGCCCUAGAGCAUCAUCACUGAUCAACCAGGGUCACCUGCAUCCACCAGCUUCCUUUGUUGACUGGGGAAGAACAGUUUGAAGCUUGAAGACUUUAAGCCAAGGGAAUGGAAUUCAUCCCCUUGUUGAUUUCCUGUCAUGUGAAAAUAUGCCUAAUGACAAAUACAUUAAAAUAGUGCUUGAUGAGGAA